This is a messenger RNA of Pseudophryne corroboree (corroboree frog), 1817 nucleotides long. Its product is annotated as G patch domain-containing protein 4. Bases 234 to 1610 code for a protein of 458 amino acids. Gene Ontology annotation, cellular component: nucleolus. Gene Ontology annotation, molecular function: nucleic acid binding. NCBI's taxonomy places the organism in Eukaryota, Metazoa, Chordata, Amphibia, Anura, Myobatrachidae. The record is from RefSeq and is a predicted model, not a curated record. The transcript has 8 exons.
CUCCAAUGACGUCAGCAGGCAUCAGUUCUGGCAAGAUGGCGCUGCCCAUGGAGUGCAUGCUUGUGCUGGCAGCUGGGGAUUACUGAGGUUUAUCAUUGUUAUUCAGCACUGUGCCCCUGAUUUAGCAUUGAUAUUACAGUAACAGCACCUGAGGCGGCGGCAGCAGCAGCAUGUGAGGGAAAAGAGGACUACUUCCAAAUAGGAGACAUUCACAUCCGUAUUUUCCCAAUGACAUGGCUUCUCCGUCUAAGGUAAAGAGCCGGGGCAUGACGUUUGCAGUGGAACACCUACAGAGACACGGCUGGACUGAAGGGAAAGGUCUUGGCAAACGUGAGGAUGGCAUAUCGGAAGCUAUCAAGGUGAAAGUGAAGUCUGACGCAGCUGGGGUGGGACAUGAUUCGGCAGAGCAGUUCACUUUCCAUUGGUGGGAUCACGUCUUCAAUAAAACCGCUUCCAGUAUCUCGGUUGAGCCAGAUCAGGACGGUGUUCAGGUGAGAAGACUCACGGAAGGAAACACCACAGUGUCAAAUAAGAAGCCACGGAAAGCACUGACCAAUAGCAACAUGCUCUACGGUCGCUUUAUUAAGUCCGCUACCCUGAUGUCUGGUGGAGAGCAGCCUGUGGAAGAAGUGUCAUCUCCAAACAGGAGCGACAGCAGUGAGGACGAAGACGCAAAGCUAGACCUGUCUUCUGCUACAAAGGUGACCGAUGAAGAUCUUAUUAAGAUCUGCGGAGGCCGCACGGCUCAUAAAGGUGCCAGACACGGCCUGACAAUGAGUGCAAAGCUCUCUAGAAUCGAAGAGCAGGAAAGAGCAUUCCUGGAAAAGUAUGGAAAGAAAGAACCAUCCAAAUCCGGUACUGAAUUAAAUACGAGAACGCAAUACUCAGGGGCUGGGUUUAAGAAGAAGAAAAAGCUGGAGGUAACCGAGAUCGUAAAGGAUCAGGAUAUUUCCUCUGACAUCUGCUUGCCAAAGAAGAAAAAGAAGAGGAAGACAGCAGACAGUGUAGAGGCGGUGGAAGAGGUCUUCAGUGGCCACAAUGAAGAACAUGUGCCUUCUACAGAAGUCGAGAACAUUACCUCAAAGAAGAAAAAGAAGAGGAGGAAGGUAGUAGACUGUGAAGAGGUGAUGGAGAAAAAGGAGAUUGUCAUUGAGCAGAGAAAGGAACGUAGCCGAAUUAAAGAAGCAGAAGAGUUAAAACCUGCAAAGAAGAAAAAGAAAAGGGAAACGGUAGAGCAGGAAUUAGAAGAGGACCAGGUGGAGCUCAAUGGUCACAGAGACAAUAGUCAGUCUAGAGAAGAGGAACACGUAAAACCAGAAAAAAAGAAAAAGAGGAAAACAAAAGAGGAGAAAGAGGACGAAGACAAUCAAGAUCAAAAUACAGAAGAGGAGGGAAGGAAAUUCAGAAAGAAAAAAAAAUGGAAAAGAAAAGACCAUGAAGAGGAGCCUGAGGGACAAGCGCCACCUGCAGAAGAGGAAGAUGAUAAGAUCAGAAAGAAGAAAACCAAACAUAACCACAAGGAGCGUCAUGCAGCUCCACAAGGGGCUGCACAAGUGAUGGAGAGCACAGAGCUGUGUAUCACAUACAAGAGGAAAAAUAAACCUGAGUAGAGAAUGUACUGCCGCAGUUGUGUGUAAGAGGACUGACAUGGGGACUGCCCAUGUGUAUAUAGAAGCAUACCAUGCAAACACAUCAGUAUCCGAUUUAUAUCGUCACUUUUAUGCGUCUUCUGAACGUGUUACUCUGUGUUUUGAGAUGUAUUGCUUACAAUGUUUAACAUUGAUAUUACGGAAUCUUCAAUAAAUUUUGUUAAAAGA